Panthera uncia (snow leopard) is the source of this 2181-nucleotide messenger RNA. It is a transcript of the gene SUV39H2, whose product is annotated as SUV39H2 histone lysine methyltransferase. Gene Ontology annotation, molecular function: histone H3K9 methyltransferase activity; protein binding; zinc ion binding. Gene Ontology annotation, cellular component: nucleus. Lineage: Eukaryota; Metazoa; Chordata; Mammalia; Carnivora; Felidae. The record is from RefSeq and is a predicted model, not a curated record. The transcript is spliced from 6 exons. The coding region runs from base 543 to 1589 and encodes 348 amino acids.
GCUGGAGAGCGGCGUCCCUCACUGUCCCCCGUUCUCCAGGCAAACUCCCGAGGCCCGGGAAGCGGGGCCGGGACCCGCGGACCCGCCAGAGCGCGACGCGGCGAGACGCCGCCUCCCGCCCUGCUGACACCUUGGCCCCCAAAGGCGCGCCGCGGGCUUCACCUAUCCCCCGGCCCCUGACCCUUCUCGCGGCACGGCCCGCUCGCUCCCCGCAGUCUUCUGCGCCCCGCUUCCGCGGGGCCCAGCCCGCACGCCCUGCUCCGAGGUCGGCUGUCUCUCGCUCCGCGGACGUCCCGCGGACUCCGUGGCCCGACCCCCGCUGCCCGUUGGGCCCGAGGCCCCUCCCCGCCUGGUCGCCGUGUGGAGGUAUUCGGGCGGCCGCCGCGGCUCCUGCUUGGUGUGUGCCUUGCCUAGUUUCACUUGAUACUCUUCAGGAAUUAUGUAGAAAAGAAAAACUCACAUGUAAAUCGAUUGGAAUCACCAAAAGGAAUCUAAACAAUUAUGAGGUGGAAUACUUGUGUGACUACAAGGUAGUAAAGGAUAUGGAAUAUUAUCUUGUAAAAUGGAAAGGAUGGCCAGAUUCUACAAAUACUUGGGAACCUUUGCAAAAUCUCAAGUGCCCAUUACUCCUCCAGCAGUUUUCUAAUGACAAGCAUAAUUAUUUAUCUCAGGUAAAGAAAGGCAAAGCAAUAAAAGACAAUAACAAAGCUUUGAAACCUGCCAUUGCCGAGUACAUUGUAAAGAAGGCUAAACAGAGGCUAGCUCUGCAGAGAUGGCAAGACGAACUCAACAGAAGAAAGAAUCAUAAAGGAAUGAUAUUUGUUGAAAAUACUGUUGACUUAGAGGGCCCACCUUCAGACUUCUACUACAUUAAUGAAUACAAACCAGCUCCUGGAAUCAGCUUAGUCAAUGAAGCUACCUUUGGUUGUUCGUGUACAGAUUGCUUCUUUGAGAAAUGUUGUCCUGCUGAAGCUGGAGUUCUUUUGGCUUAUAAUAAAAACCAACAAAUUAAAAUCCCACCUGGUACCCCCAUUUAUGAAUGCAACUCGAGGUGUCAGUGUGGACCCGAUUGUCCCAAUAGGAUUGUACAAAAAGGCACCCAGUAUUCACUUUGCAUCUUUCGAACUAGCAAUGGCUGUGGCUGGGGUGUAAAAACCCUUGUGAAGAUUAAAAGAAUGAGUUUUGUCAUGGAAUAUGUUGGGGAGGUAAUCACCAGUGAAGAAGCUGAAAGACGGGGGCAGUUAUAUGACAACAAAGGAAUCACAUAUCUCUUUGAUCUGGAUUAUGAAUCUGAUGAAUUCACAGUGGAUGCAGCCCGAUAUGGAAAUGUCUCUCAUUUUGUGAAUCACAGUUGUGACCCAAAUCUUCAGGUGUUUAAUGUUUUCAUUGAUAAUCUCGACACCCGUCUUCCCCGAAUAGCAUUGUUUUCCACAAGAACCAUAAAUGCUGGAGAAGAGCUCACUUUUGAUUAUCAAAUGAAAGGUUCUGGAGAUGUAUCUUCAGAUUCCGUUGACCACAGCCCAGCCAAAAAGAGGGUCAGAACUGUGUGCAAGUGUGGAGCUGUGACUUGCAGAGGUUACCUCAACUGAAUUUUCAGGAAACAGCUGAUGAUUGUAGUUUGUUUUUUUCUAAUGUUAACCUUUAAAAAAAGUAUUUGGGACUCUUUUCAUAUUAUCAGGAUUAUAUACUAUGUUAAUUUACAAUUCAUGUUUCAAACUAUUGGCCAAAUGCAUUACUGAUGCUUCUGAAGAGAACACAGGGUCACAGAGACUAAUUUAAAAUACACAUAUCUAGUGAUUAGACACCAAACAUGAAAGGAAAACUGACAGAUCAGCAUACACAUACAUAAGAAGUCUGUGUGAAUAGAGAAAUGCCUCCUUCAGUGUUUAAGCGUUAAACUGAUAACGUAACCAUCACUAAGAUCAAAUAUUCAACCUGCCAUACACCUUGAAUUUAGAGAAAGAGUUAAUUUGGGCAAAUACAUACAAGUGCUAUUUUUGUUAUGUUGUCAUUCCCGUUAAUUACUCACUGUACUUGUAUUUAAGAAAAAUAGGUGAUACGGAAUUAUACUCUAUUUUCUACUUUCAUUAAAAUACUGGGAUCUUAAUGAUACAGAAAUUUAAGGUCUAAAAUUCAAUGUAAACAGGUUUAAUUACAGCUUGAUUUCAUAUUUUGAAGCAA